This is a messenger RNA of Hemibagrus wyckioides, 2854 nucleotides long. It is a transcript of the gene tdp2a, whose product is annotated as tyrosyl-DNA phosphodiesterase 2. Bases 148 to 1380 code for a protein of 410 amino acids. Gene Ontology annotation, biological process: double-strand break repair. Gene Ontology annotation, cellular component: cytoplasm; PML body. NCBI's taxonomy places the organism in Eukaryota, Metazoa, Chordata, Actinopteri, Siluriformes, Bagridae. The transcript has 7 exons. Gene Ontology annotation, molecular function: single-stranded DNA binding; 5'-tyrosyl-DNA phosphodiesterase activity. The record is from RefSeq and is a predicted model, not a curated record.
CAGCUUCAGGAAAUAGAAAGAGAAGACUCGCUCACACACCACCCGUCCCCCAAAACACACACACACACACACACACACCAUCUGCGCUGUGCAGUGAGAUCAGCCAAGGAUAUUUGAACCUAUCCUUCACUGUAUAUAUAUCUUGGAAUGGAGGACAAGCAAAACCUUGAACAAAGUUUUGCAUCUAGGGAAAGUCCAGCAGGAGGCGACAAAGAAAGCAAUGAAACUCCUGAAGCUGGCCAAAGUCAAGGAAAAGCUGGCAAGAAGAAAAAACGUGUGAGAAAUAAGCAAAGUGCUGAACGGACAUCAACUGAGAAAGUCGUUACACAACAUAACACAUCUCAAAAGCCAUCUGACAAAGAAAAAACGCAUUCGAAAGUCCAGCACAUAUUGACUCCAACCAACUGUGACCAGUCGACCCAGACAGAGACUCCUAAAAACAUGACCCAGAACCAGGCUACUCAAACUAUAUCACUCGAGCACAUUGUCGCACAGCCUACUGAAUCGAAAUCAACCCAGACACGAACCACCAGGCUCUCAUAUAAACAGUUGUAUGAAGGCCAGGUAUCUUUAAAUGAAGGCAACGAUGGUUGUCCUGAUCAGAGCAGAAACCCAGAGCAGAUAACUGUGCUCACCUGGAACAUAGACGGCCUAGAUCCUGAAGACAUCAGAGAACGGCUCCCGAGCCUGUUGAUGAAUUUAGGAAAGUACCGUGCAGAUGUGGUCCUACUGCAAGAGCUUGUCCCACCUUACCUGAAGAUUCUAAAAGAGAUUAUGACAGAUUAUGAGUUUUUGGCAGGCAAUGAUGAUGGCUAUUUUACUGGAAUACUGCUUAGAAGGUGCAGAAUGAAAUUAGUUUCGAGCAACAUUGUGAAAUAUCCCACUACGGAAAUGGAGAGGAAUCUGUUAAUGGCUGAGGUAAACUUCUCAGGCCAUCAGCUUUGUUUUAUGACCUCUCAUUUGGAGAGCAUGAAGGCCAACUCACAGGAGCGCCUGAACCAGCUGCGCAGGGUCUGGAAGAGGAUGAGGGAGGCACCAGACAGCCAGACGGUUAUAUUUGGAGGAGACACCAACGUUAGAGACUGGGAGGUGAAGAAGUUAGGAGGUCUCCCUGAUGGUAUUACAGAUGUAUGGAAGAUGCUCGGAGAGCCCGAGGACUGCAAGUACACUUGGGACACUGUAAAUAAUAAUAACAAUGAUCUCCCUUUCCCUGCACGGCUGCGUUUCGACCGCGUUUACAUGAGAGCAGCUAGAGAGGGUGCUCAACUACAGCCAAACACCAUGACACUGGUGGGCCUGAAGAGAUUAACAUGUGGUCGUUUCAUCAGUGAUCACUGGGGCAUUCUUUGCACGUUCUCUUUUGAGUCAUCAUUGGAGUAGAUAUUUUGAAAUUCAUCUUACAAUUUUACUUGAUUGUCUCUGGGAGUUUUUUCUUGCCGGCGUUGCCUCUCUCUUGCUCAUUAGGGAUUACUAUAAAACUUAAAUUUUAUUUCUGUGACAAUGUCCAUUGUUAAAAGCACUUUACAAAUUAAAUUGAAUUGAACUUUAUUUAAAGGCAUAAAUGCUGGAACAUGUUUGGAGAAAAUUCAAGUUUUCAACUAAAAAAAAACCCGUUUGGUUUCCCUUUAGAACCCAUUAGGUAUAAUUCAUCCAAGCAUUUAAUAUCCCAGAAAUAAUUAAGGAAAUUAUUGAUAUUGUCACAAUAUUAUAAUAGUCAUUUUAAACUAUUCUUUUUCUCCUGGUGUUCAUGAUUUCUUUUUCCACUGGAGGGCACUCUGUAGCAGUUCCUUUCAGUGUGCUUCUGUUUCCUAUUCUAUAAGCUGUUGUAUUUACAAGUCAGCAUUACCAUUGCUGUAUUUAGUAGUCCGCACAGACCAGGGAAUAUAAAACAGCCAUUAUAAAAUAAAAUAAAACAUAUAAUCAGUAGUAUUAUUUUGCUGCUUUACUCAAAAUGUUGAGCUUCUCUUACAGCUGAAGCGAUGUGUUAUCUUAAGUGUACUGACUUAGACUUAUUUGAUUCCUUUCCUCGAUUUAAUAUUAAGAAAUUGUGUUAUCCUUGACCAGAAUCAGCAUUAUGUUUUUAUUGCCAUGCUUUGUGGCAAGGGAUUUAUUUUCUUUCAGUCACCUUUGCAGGCAACACUGGACAACCUUGUCUAAACAGAUGGAUGGGAAUAAUUCUUUGGUGGGGAGUUAGGAAACAGGGCCCUGUGUUUUCAUUUGGAAAAUUGAUUUGGACCUCAUCUUCUCUGCUGCUUAAUCCAAACAGAAUUGAAAUAUGCUGGUAAAGUCCACUGGAAAUCAGGAAUGAUGGCAGGCUGUCAGCAAGAAUAAUUAUUUGUCAUUGGAGUUUUGGGGAAAUGGGUUAGCAAAGAGAAAUGUGCUUGCACAUUCUAUAUCAGAGCUAAGUAGAUGGUCUGUGUCCAUCUCCAGUGGAUAGCGCAACUCACAUGAGUGUGUCUGCCUUUCUGUAUUCAUCUUUCAGAUUUCAGCAGAAAUCUGUUCACUCAGUGUAACCAAAGAGAUUAUAAAUUUGUUUGUAAUCUUAAGGUUGAACCUUCAUGUUUAGGAUUAAAUAAAUUAACAAAGAUAUGACAGGUUUAAACUUUAAAACUAAACAGAUUAUUAUGUGUAAUCUGGGUUAUUGAAUAUUGUUAGAUGACACGGCAUAUUAAAGCGUUAUUUAGCUAAAGGAGUAAAGUAUGGAUUAUUUUGUUUCUGCUGCUGCUGACCUUCACACUAACAGAGGAAGUUAACACACUUUAUUGUACUUCUACUUUUAAUGUGUUGUUGAUUUAUUUAAAAUCCCUGCCUGCAUAUGUCAAUAGAUUUCUAUUACGGGGUCAAACAAGGUUCU